CCCCCGACCCAAAUCCGAGAGUUUAUGGCCCGAAAGGGGCCCAGCGCCCACGACUGGAGCCCCCAGUGGGAGCUGAUCGAGGAGCUGCGGGACAAGAUCCUGGAGAGCACGGUGGAGAACGCACGGACAGUGCUGCAGAUUGACAACGCACGGCUGGCGGCCGAUGAUUUCCGAGUCAAGUUCGAGGCAGAGCUGGCCAUCCGGCUCUCGGUGGACGGCGACAUCGCGGGGCUGCGCAAGGUCCUGGACGACACCAACAUGACGCGGCUGCAGCUCGAGGGGGACAUCGAGGCCCUGCGCGAGGAGCUGAUCCUGCUGCGCAAGGACCAUGACCAGGAAGUGCAGGAGCUGCGGGCACAGGUCUCGCAGUCGGCGCUGACGGUGGAGGUGGACGCACCGCGGUCACAGGAUUUGGGGAAGGUCCUGGGAGAGCUGCGGGCUCAGUACGACGCCCUGGCCCAGAAAAACCUGGAGGACUUGGAGAAGCAGUGGGGGCAGCAGAUCACGGAGACCACCCUGGAGGUGACGCAGAGCAGCAAGGACCUGGACACGGCGCGAGGCACCGUCGGGGCGCUGCGUCGCUCACUGCAGACCCUCGAGAUUGACCUCGAGGCCCUGCGCAACCAGAAUGCGGGUCUGGAAGCGGCGCUGGCCGAGGCCGAGGCCCGGGCCGGGGCUCACCUGGCGCAGGUGCAGCUCCAGGUGAGCGCGGCCGAAGCGGAGCUGCGGGACGUGCGGGCGCAGCUCCAGCGGCAGAACGAGCAGCACCGGGAGCUGCUCGGCCUCAAGGACCGGCUCGAGGCCGAGAUCGCGACAUAUCGGGAGCUGCUGGAGGGUGGCGACGGCUUCAGCCUGAGGGAUGCCCUGGACAAGGAGACCACGGCCACCACGGCAGGGACCGGCACCACCCACCGCGUGGUCACCGAGACCAGGGAGGUGAAGGUCCGCACAUACUGAGGGGGUCACAGGACCCGAAAAUGGGGGGGGCCCCCGAGCCCCUUCAGAUCCAAAUAAAGUGGUGACUCCCAUGAAUGGCA
Ficedula albicollis (Collared flycatcher) is the source of this 1037-nucleotide messenger RNA. It is a transcript of the gene KRT18, whose product is annotated as keratin 18. Gene Ontology annotation, molecular function: structural molecule activity. The record is from RefSeq and is a predicted model, not a curated record. Lineage: Eukaryota; Metazoa; Chordata; Aves; Passeriformes; Muscicapidae. The transcript is spliced from 7 exons. The annotation marks the transcript as partial. Gene Ontology annotation, biological process: intermediate filament cytoskeleton organization. Gene Ontology annotation, cellular component: keratin filament.